AUAACAGAGAUUUGAAGAAAUGAAAGGAAAUCUCAGUGUUUCUACGUGAAUUUGUACAAAAGAAACCCCACCCAACCCGGGUCGGUUCGGGUGGCUAUUUGGGUUGGGUCGAGUUUUGGAGGAAUACCGACCUCCCCAGCCCAACUAAACAAGGGUUGGGUUGUUUGUUUGUUUGAUGUUUUUUGCUCGAAUUCAGCUCACUGACGCAAUUUCGAAGAAUGGUUCUGGAUUUUCUGCUCUCGUAUUUUGCUUAGGAUUUAUUUCGUGAGUCCUAAACCCUCAGCUUAUAGGAAGUUGAACACACAUGGGCAUAUGGCAAAAAGAGAUUUCUGGCACCUGUUUAAGCCCUAAAUAAUGUGUCCUCUAAAAGAAGAACGUGAAGAUCAAAGAUGGAUCUUUUUCUCCCGCCCUCCUUACUGAAUCAAAUCAAUGUUGUUUUUCCAAGGAACUGCUCAGAGGUUGUUUUUAGCUAUUGGGUGCUGUUGCUUUCUAAGACCUUGAGGAAACUGUUUGGACAAAUGUUGGUUUUUUGAGGCAAUUUGGAGAACUUUUUAAGGGGAGGAGAUUACUUGUUACACUGGAGGCUUUUUGGUAUCAAGUCAAAAUAUUCACUUCUACUUGGUGUUCAAUUUGAUUUUUUUUUUAAUUACACUCUCUCACAAGCCAUAUAUCCCAACUAGGUGUAGGCUCUUAUUCCAUUCUUCUUUUAGUUGUAUCAAUGGUUCUUCAAGUGUGAAAAUUAAGUUGAAUACCUUUGUCUUUUUAAUGCUUGAAUUGUUUCGAUAAGGAAAAUUAAAAUUAUUUAAUUUGGUAUAAGAAUUGAAUUUUGGGAAGUGUAAAGGUAGAGGUUUAGGGUUUUAAUCCCUCCUUUUUCCUUCUCAAUCCGUCUCAUUCCUUCUCAUUUUCCCUUCUCAUUCCUUCCGCUUUCCGUCUCAGCCCCCGAAAUUCCCUCCUCAAUCCAUCCCAACUCCCCUAAACUUCCCUUCCCUCUCCCUUCCUUUUUCGUGCUCCGUCCCUCACAUUGACGAUUUUAGCCUCCCCUUGUCAUUUUUUGCUUCGUCUUUCACCGGCCGGAGGUUUGUUCCUUUUUCACCGUUUCGAAAUGCGUCGUUUUCAACGUUUGUGGGUUACCAAUAUCAGUAGUCACAGCGAAUAAGGAGGCGGCUUUUUCCGUUUCUCAAACCCACUCUCUAAAACCCUCGAGUUCUUCUACUUUCCCUUCAUUUGCACAUGAUUUUCUUCGACGGGUAUUGAUGAAAUGUACUUCAAAUUCAUUUGAGCUCAGAGUUGGAGUUCAUCAAAAUGGAUUAGUCGAGUCGAUACUGAAGUUGUGUGUUGAUUUUUUUUUCUUCUCUUUAUUGGACAUGUCUGUUAAAUUUGCUUCUCUUCCUUGCUCGGUUCCUACUCUAUCUUCACCCUCCGAUGGUCGGAGAAGCUUUCAGUGAAUAUUUGUUGGUCCUUUGGGUUGAGAUGUAAUUCAAAACAAAAACAAGACAGGCUUUGGAUAUAUAUGGUUCCAGCUUGAAAUUGGAAGUUUUAUGUCAAUUAAGGAGACGCCACGCUCAGGAGUUCUAGCUUGCACGCCACCGUUCGCGGCCGUCAUACCAAACCCAUGAAUCUGGCAGUAGCUUAGUUCGCUCGCGUCACAGACCUUCUGUUCAGGUUACUGCUCAUAUUUGUCUUGUACCGCAGCUGUGAACACCACGUGGCUCCGCCGUUCUCGCUACAUUUUGGCUUUGGGCUUAUGGGAAUACUGACUAAAAUGGCUGGUGGAGGAAUGAUUGGGCAGUUACUAAGGAGGAAGCUUAAGACCCAAUCUACCGUAAGAAUGUCCUUCGGAGCACUUUCUUUUCUUGGAGAUGGUGCGCCAGAACAUUUGAGCUUUGCAACAGUAGCAUCCUGUUAUGAGGCUGAUCAUGGGUUACAGUGUCCAAGCUACAUCUGGUCUCGCAAUGGUAAUCUCAGUUCACAUGUUCAUGCAUCGUUGACAUCCAACUUUCUACUGCAGUCAACUUAUAGUUUAAGUCGAACUUGUAAUGUUUAUAAAAGAGGUUAUGGUCUAGAUGUAUGUGGAUUAAAAAUGGGAUGUGGCUUUCAUUCACAGUCAUUUCGAAAGUCUCAUUGGUUUUCACCUCUUUCUACUCGUUAUAUUGGGAGGUAUUCUUCCUUGCACAAUAUUCAACGCAGCUACUGUACAGCUGCUAUUGAACGGAAGUCCAAAAAUAUGCUUUUCUACCUUGUGGCAUUGGUUCUUACCAUGGUAGGAUGUAGUUAUGCGGCUGUUCCUCUUUAUAGGAGAUUCUGCCAAGCUACUGGUUAUGGGGGCACUGUUCAGCGCCGUGAGAGUGUUGAAGAAAAGAUUGCUCGCCAUGCUAAAGAUGGAACAGUAACUACAAGGGAUAUUGUUGUCCAGUUUAAUGCUGACGUAGCUGAUGGAAUGCCUUGGAAGUUCAUUCCAACACAGAGAGAGGUAAGGGUAAAACCUGGAGAAAGUGCACUUGCAUUCUAUACUGCUGAAAAUAAAAGUUCAACUCCAAUUACUGGUGUGUCUACGUACAAUGUUACACCUAUGAAGGCUGCAAUCUACUUCAAUAAAAUACAAUGCUUUUGCUUCGAAGAGCAACGUCUCCUUCCUGGGGAGCAGAUCGACAUGCCUGUGUUCUUCUACAUUGAUCCUGAGUUUGAAACUGACCCAAAAAUGGACGGCAUCAACAAUUUGAUUCUGUCCUACACUUUUUUCAAGGUUUCAGAAGAAUAGGUGAAUGAACACCGAACAGGGUCCAGAGAUCCAAAUUUUUGCCAUUGAUAAAGAAUUGUCCAAGAAAAUCAUUAUUGUGAUUCUAUCAUACGCCAUUACUUUAGAUUAUGGAAAUAAUAGAAAUUCGAGAUUGAGAUAUGCGAGGGACUGAUGAUUGAUUAUUGUCCAUUGCACCACAUUUUCAUUAAGUAAUUAUCAGAAUAAUUUUAAUGUGGAAA
Messenger RNA from Cucumis melo (muskmelon), 2976 nucleotides. RefSeq names its product cytochrome c oxidase assembly protein COX11, mitochondrial. The record is from RefSeq and is a predicted model, not a curated record. Lineage: Eukaryota; Viridiplantae; Streptophyta; Magnoliopsida; Cucurbitales; Cucurbitaceae. Gene Ontology annotation, molecular function: copper ion binding. The coding region runs from base 1745 to 2758 and encodes 337 amino acids. The transcript is spliced from 12 exons. Gene Ontology annotation, cellular component: mitochondrial inner membrane.